AUGGAAAAAAUAAACUUCGAGUUUUCCCCUAAAGACAUCCCCCUCCAUAGUAAAGAUGAGUAUUAUUGGCUACUCAUUCACAGGAUAAACGAUUUCAUUAGAAGGAUUAGAUGGAGAACAUACCACUUCGAUAUCAAACAUAGAAAGAAUACGAAACGAAGGAUUACUAAUAAGAAGUUCGACAGAAUAUUUAGAAGCAGGAAGAGCCCACCUCCAAAUCCACUCCUUGAUAAUUUUGAAAAAGACCUACUCAACCUCAUAGAAAGAAUUAAAUUCAAGGAUCACCCGUUAAGAUAUAAUCACCACCUCAAGCAUCUCAGUAAAUUUAUAAAAUCGACUCGAAACAAGAAAGGAAUAUUAGUACCAGCUGACAAAACGGGCAAUUUUUAUAGAGUAGACUAUUCACUCUACAGCAAUCUAAUUAACAAGGAGCUUAACUCCAAAUACAAAACUACUACCAAAGGAAAAUUGAAGGAAACUAACUUAGAAAUGAAAGCUAUUAUGGAAAAAUAUGAUCUAGCAGACAGAACUGAACCAAUUGUACCAUGCGAACCUAGGAUUAAUCUUAAGGACCAUAAAAAGAAUUUCCUGGAAAACCCGUCGGUAAGACUUAUUUGUCCAACUAAGUCGGAUAUUGGCCGACUUAGUAAAUCUAUCCUAGAUAAUAUCUUACCCCAAAUAACCCCACUUCUUCCCUUAAGCCUGUGGAUAAAUACCGAUGAGGUCCUUAAAUGGUUUAAUUCCCUAACUAAUACGAAUAAUUUAGCCUUCAUUCAAUUCGAUAUAAAUAACUACUACUCUAGCAUUUCCCCUAUCCUAUUAAAUAAAUCGCUUAUAUUCGCGAUGAAUCACUCCCUCAUAUCUAGAGAAGAAAUAAACAUUAUACUUUUAGCUAGAAAAACAUUUAUUGAGUUUGAGGGAAAAUUAUGGACCAGAGCUGAUACCCCUAACUUUUUCGAUAUUCCUAUGGGCUCAAGUGAUUUGGCUGAGAUUUACAACGGCAAACAAAUAUUUAGUAUUGCUGAAGAAUUAUUGAGAACAGCAUCACAGAACAGUCGGCUCUCUCUGCAGCGAACUCAAGCUGGAUGGCUACUUUUGGGAGCCCUCAUGACUCUGGGUCCUGCUGUGGUGCGCAAUCAUCUUCCAAGGAUGCUAUUGCUAUGGAGAAAUGCAUUUCCAAGAUCAACAAAAGAGCUAGAGUCAGAAAAAGCACGUGGAGACUCCUUCACUUGGCAAGUUACAUUAGAAGGACGUGCUGGAGCUCUUGGUACAAUGCAAAGCUUCCUGCAGAACUGUCGAGAAUUGGUAACUGAAGAUGUCAUUCGCAGGCUUCUGGCCCCUCUAGAAUGUGCUCUAAUUAUGCUGUCUCACUUACCAAGUGUUAUUAAAGUUUAUGGCAACCAUUUGAAGGCUCCAUCUGCAAUGGUACGCUUGAGACUGUAUGACGUACUUUCCCUCUUGCCCCCAGAAUCAUAUGAAGCUACCUACACAACAUUGCUACGAGAACUAGUUGCAGAGUUCACAUUGACAGAUAACCCUGCUAAUACUACAACAUCACACUUACGAUCAAUGUGUCAUGUAGAUGAUAGUGUAAUUCUGGGUUCCUGGCUUCAAGAAACUGACCACAAAGCCAUUGAAGAUCAGUAUGAACCUAAUCAUAGACGGGAUACAGAUAAUCUUCAACCAAACAGUGCAUCUGGUUCUGGUGCAUUGGAACAUGAUGCAGCAUCACUCUAUGCGCGCAUACAACCAACUGAUCCUCCUAUUCCUGGUCCACUGCCACUUGGGGUGGCUGUAAUUGACAGUUCAGUACGUUUAUAUGGACUAGUUUUCUACAAAGUAGCCCACAAACACCGUUAUCAGAUGCUGCAACAUUUUAACGAAUGUAUAAAACAAGCAAAAUCUUCUCGACAGCAAGCAGUUCAAAUGAACAUUUUCACUGCAGUUCUGUGUGCUUUAAAGAACCUUGCUGACACAAAGACUAGUCUGGGACCUGAUGAUGUCAAAAAAGCUGCUUUUAAUUUAAUCAUGGGUGCAUUGGGAAGUUCAAAUCCUAUUUUACGUUGUGCUGCUGGUGAAGCACUUGGACGGAUGGCUCAAGUUGUGGGUGAUAGCAGAUUUAUUGCAGAAAUGGCCCAGUAUAGUUUUGACAGGUUAAAAUCUGCUCGUGAUGUUGUAAGUAGAACUGGCCAUUCCUUGGCACUGGGAUGUCUUCAUCGUUAUGUUGGGGGAAUGGGUUCUGGUCAGCAUCUGAAUACAAGUGUUAGCAUCCUCUUGGCACUUGCCCAAGACUUCAAUUCUCCUGUUGUCCAGGUUUGGGCUCUUCAUGCAUUAGCUUUAAUUGCUGAUUCUGGUGGACCAAUGUUUCGUGGUUACGUUGAGCCAACUUUAUCUCUGGUUCUGCAACUUUUACUGACAGUACCACCAGCCACUGUUGAUGUGCAUCAAUGUUUAGGCAAAUGUCUUUCAGCAUUGAUUACUUCCAUUGGUCCCGAACUGCAAGGUAAUAUGGCUUCAAUUGCUGUCGCUCGCCUGUAUUGCCUGAUUUGCUGUGCUGUUAUGCAAGAUCACCCUGAUUCUCUGGUUCAAGCUGAAGCCAUCGCAUGUCUGCAGCAACUUCAUAUGUUUGCACCUCGUCAUGUUAAUCUCACUACUUUGGUGCCACAUCUUAGUGAAAUUUUGACAAGUUCUCAUCUUUUGUUGCGCCGUGCUGCUGUUGCUUGUCUCCGGCAACUGGUGACACGUGAAGCUCGAGAAGUGAGCGAACUUGCUCUUGCUUUGCCUGGAUCUACAUUUGAUUUAGGAAAUAACAGUAAAGAUCCAUCAAAGUCUAUGUAUGAGAGUGGUCUGGAAGGUACUUUGUUCAGCAUGCUGGAUACAGAAGUGGACAAUAAGCUGACCUCAGAUGUCCAAGACACACUCCUCAGUCUCCUACAGUCACUGGCUGUUAGAAAUCUAUCUCGCUGGCUGAUGCUUCUCAAAGAGGUUUUAUCAGCAUCAACUGAUACUAGUAGCACCAUUCAAGAAACUAUUCCUGAGGAAAAUUAUCUGGUUGAGAAAGAUGAAGAAGAUGAUGAUUCUGCUUUGAAAGCAACUGAAACUGAUAUUACCCAUCCAUCUGUUGCCCCAAGAUGGCCCACCAGAGUUUUUGCUACAGACUGUCUUAGAAAAAUCAUUUCAACAUGUGAAGGACAGGAUGGUCAGUUUGAUUUGGUGAAGGCAAGAGAAUUUCGUGAGCAGACUGGAAAGAGUAAUUAUUUAGUAUUACAUCUCUCAGAACUUGUGAGAAUGGCUUUCAUGGCAGCAACCUCAGACAGUAAUCAGUUAAGGCUAGCUGGUCUAGCUGCUCUUCAGGAUAUUAUAUUGAGAUUUGCUGAUGUUCCUGAGCCAGAAUUUCCUGGACAUGUGAUCCUUGAACAAUUCCAAGCUCAGGUUGGUGCUGCUUUACGUCCAGCCUUCUCUCCUGAAACACCUUCUGAUGUGACAGCUGCUGCUUGUGAGGUGUGCAGUACUUGGAUUGGCAGUGGUGUGGCACGGGAUUUGAAUGACUUAAGACGUGUUCAUCAGCUACUUGUAUCCUCACUUGCCAAACUAAAAACUGGCAAAUUUACUCCCUUGCUCUAUAAUGAAAGUGCAUCAACAAUGGAAAAAUUGUCUGUUCUUAAAGCUUGGGCUGAAGUUUAUAUUGUUGCUGUAAAACGUGACAAAGAAAAGGCAGGUGUUAAUGCCAGUUUGAAAUCUGAAGAGUUAGAUGUGCAAGAUUUUCCUGUUGAGAGCCUACUCAGUUUGGUGCAACCAGAGUUAUCAAAUUUAAGUGAGCACUGGAUGUCAGCUUUGAAAGAUUAUGCAUUACUCUCUUUACCACCAGAAUAUUCCAGCCAACUUCCUCCAGAAGGUGGUACAUUCUACCAAGCAGAAACCAUGGAUUCAUCUCGCAUACAUUACAAAAAGUCAUGGCCCCCAAUUCUUUAUGCUUUGUCAAUUUGGUUAAAUGAAGCUGGCUUUUUGAGUGUCAACCUUGAAUUGGGUGGAGAAAGUAACAAAUCAGCCAAAAAUGUCCCACUGACUUCAACAAUGCCAGCCAAUAUGAAACCAGAAGAAGUCAAUGCUGAUAGACUAUAUUUAAUAUUGGGAAUUUGCAUGGAGUCUCUUUGCUGUCCAACAUCUUUGCUUUCUGAGGAAACUGUUAAUACUUGUUUGCGAGCUUUGCAUAUUCUAUUGGAUACGAGAUGGCCAAGAAAACAAAUUGGAGAAGACAUGAUUCUGGCUAAGGAACUGCUUAAUGUGAUGCACAGGAUUCUACUUACAAGAGAAAAUGUUCAGACACAUUUACUGGUCAUGGAAGUUGUAAAACAAGUAAUUAAAGCUAGCCAUGAGAAUCUUGAUAGUGAAGGGAGAAAAACCAAAGAAAAUAGUGUGCAAACACCAAGCAAAGAUGGUAGUACUGAAUCAAUGGAUACCAUUGACAGCAACUAUGUGAUAGGAGAAGGAGGAGAAAGUGGUGAAAUUAUUAAAGGAAAGUCUGUAGUAUAUGCUACUUUAGAAGUUUGUCUGUGUGUUCUUGUGCGCCAGAUUCCAGCCCUUAACCCUACUGCUGCUAAUACUGGCUUUCAAGUUCCAACACACCUUACCAAGAUGACUGAUGAAGCCUGUCAAUUAAUCUCAUCCGUAGUAUUGGUCAUGGCAGAAUUACCAAACUUGUGUUCUCCUGCAGGAUCAGUGACUAUUCUUCCCACAAUUUUGUAUCUGAUUACCAGUGUUUUGCGUGAAACUGCUGCUAGAUCAGCUGAACGGAAAUCACCAGUCAUUGUCACAUCAUGCCUGCAGUGUUUGAAAACACUAUGCUCUUCUCAGUUUAACAAAGAAGAUACCGUGUCUAAUGACUGGUUAAAAAUGCUACAGAGUUCUUUAGCAACUAUAUUAGAUUUUUCUCAACCAGGAGAAGACAAACCUGGUCUUGAUGAAAGUACUCUUAUUCUAACUCUGGCUGUGUUUGCCAUGUCCAGUCCAAAAGAAGUAACAGCAGUACCAAAUUUGAUGAACCCUUCAUUGGAAAUUUUCAAAGAAGCUUGGGAUUCUAAAAAUGUGGAUCUUCAGUUGAAGAGCAUUCAGACUUUUAUCUCCAUUCUACAACAUACAGACCGUGCUGUUUACACACCAUUUAUCCAUGCCUUAGCUCCCAAAGUUACUGAGUAUCUUUAUUCAAUUACUAAUGAACAGCCUCAAAGUGAGACAGAGCUCAGCCUGAUCUUUGAAUCUAUAAAGAUGCUGGAAACAUUAUUAGAUUUGGCUGAUGAUGAGAAACGUGUGAAUAUUAUUCUGGUACUUGUUCCUAUCUUGAUUUCAUUUUUACUCAGUGAUAAAAUACUGGUGUCAUGUUCCCCAGCAUCUAAGUUCUUACAUGACCAUGCAUUGCAGCGUCUUAUGAAAGUCGGUCCUUUGUAUCCAAAAGAUUUUCGCAGGGCAAUGAGUUCUGCUGCAGAUCUCAAGCCUCGUUUGGAAGCUGCAGUGAAAGCAAACCAGACAUCCCAAAAAAUGGCACCAAACCAACAGAAUAUGAAGCUCAGUGCUCAACCAACGAAACCCACUAUAACUUUGAAGACUGACUUCAGCAACUUCACUGGUUGACUUUGUUUUUGAGUUUUUGAUUUUUGGACCAGCCUCUCACAGAAGUGCAACAGCUCUGUGUGUAGAGGCCAAGAAAUUCAAGCUGAUAAAGUUAUAUAGACCCAGAGAUUUGCACUCAUACACUCACACGUCUAUAUUAUACAUUUGUAUCUACCAACCUAUAGAUAUGUUCCCAAAAUAUACAUAAAUUGACGUUUUAAUGACCAAAUAUGAAAUUAAUUUCCAAAGAGAAUUCUGCAUUCAUAUAUAUUUCUGUGCAAAAUAUUUGACGGAUACUAUUCUGCCAUCUCUGAGUGCUAAUAAUGAUCUACUUCUAACAGCCACCCCUCCCCAUCAAACAACAAGGAUCUUUCUUUUUGUUGUUCAAACUGCUAAUAUGUAUGUAAACUCAAUAGUCCACUGCUGGUCUUUAAUCCAUUUCAUUAAUUUACCACCUUUACACCCGUUUAAAUUCUCCAUUUCUUUAUUGCCCCACUCAAUGGAACUAAGAAACUUUUGGUAAAUGGAACUAAAAAUUUUGUUCCCUCUUUUCCCCCAACUUUUUAAUUUGGCAUAUAGUUUUAAAAAGUUUAACUCUAAACAUAAACUGAAGUUGUGGAGUUCUAAAAUUUCUUAUAAGAAAUUUUUGAAUUUUGAAAUUCUUACACCUCAGAUCUUCAUUUUGUUAACUAAAUUGCUGCUUUUUAUUUUAACUCCAUUUUUAACGAUAAAGCUUCUGUUAAGCGUAGCAGCAUAGCUAUUGUUUCUAUUGUAGUACAUACAUUUUGAUAAUCUACCAUACCAGCAUGGAACAAGAUGACACAAUAAUGGGGUUAAAAUUUAUUAUUAUUAAUUGUAUUAUUAAUAAACUAAAAAUCAUUAAUAUGGAAGCACUUGAGAUUGUGUAAAGAAAA
Octopus sinensis (East Asian common octopus) is the source of this 6521-nucleotide messenger RNA. Its product is annotated as HEAT repeat-containing protein 5B. The transcript is spliced from 31 exons. NCBI's taxonomy places the organism in Eukaryota, Metazoa, Mollusca, Cephalopoda, Octopoda, Octopodidae. Bases 1 to 5628 code for a protein of 1875 amino acids. Gene Ontology annotation, cellular component: endocytic vesicle; membrane; Golgi apparatus. Gene Ontology annotation, biological process: retrograde transport, endosome to Golgi; intracellular protein localization; endocytosis. The record is from RefSeq and is a predicted model, not a curated record.